AUGCAGCGUCUCGCACCUGAGAAACACAGGCGCUUCCGUUGGAGCGGGUGGAGAAACCUACUGCUGCCGCAGCUGAACCGCCGCUCGCUGUAUGUCUACGGCAGUGAGGGUUUUAACGUGUUCUCGGACACUCUGUUCCUGAUUGACGUGGGGCUUAACUUUCGCAUGGGGAUCAUUAAUGAGGACAGUGAGGGAGCCAUUCUGGAUUUGAAAAGCAUUCGACAACAAUAUUUAAAAGGCUGGUUUAUACCUGAUGUGGUGGCAGCAUUCCCAGUUGGUUACAUACUACUUAUUGCGGACCUACAAUACCACAGUGACUCUCCCUCAUCCAAAGCCAGCAAAAUGAUGCGCAUCUUGAUGUUUGUGAGAAUCCUCAGUCUUGUCCGCCUGCUGCGUGUGUCAAGGCUUGUUAGGUUUUUCAAUGAAGUGGAGAGAGUUUCAAAUGCCAACUUGGAGGUGGUGAGGGUGUUCCUAAGAAUCUUGUCAUUAUUUAUGAUGAUUUUCCUGCUGUGCCACUGGAAUGGCUGUAUUCAGUAUUUUGUGCCUAUGCUUGAGGAGUUUCCCUCAGACUGCUGGGUUAGAAGAGAGAAUCUAAUGAAUGCCACAGUGGGAGAGAAGUACUCUUUUGGAGUCUUUCGGGCCCUCUCUCAUAUGACUGCAAUAUCAUACGGUUCCUCUGAAACACCCACAAGCAAGGAGUAUACUUUUGAUCAGCUGAUUUAGCAAAAUGUUAAU
Sinocyclocheilus grahami is the source of this 735-nucleotide messenger RNA. Its product is annotated as potassium/sodium hyperpolarization-activated cyclic nucleotide-gated channel 1-like. The coding region runs from base 1 to 723 and encodes 240 amino acids. Gene Ontology annotation, cellular component: axon; dendrite; HCN channel complex. NCBI's taxonomy places the organism in Eukaryota, Metazoa, Chordata, Actinopteri, Cypriniformes, Cyprinidae. The record is from RefSeq and is a predicted model, not a curated record. The transcript is spliced from 6 exons. Gene Ontology annotation, biological process: potassium ion transmembrane transport; regulation of membrane depolarization; sodium ion transmembrane transport. Gene Ontology annotation, molecular function: voltage-gated potassium channel activity.